Ambispora gerdemannii is the source of this 135-nucleotide messenger RNA. NCBI's taxonomy places the organism in Eukaryota, Fungi, Glomeromycota, Glomeromycetes, Archaeosporales, Ambisporaceae. The record is from the annotation of a GenBank genome assembly.
AUGAUUUCAAAAGUGCUCAAAAGAAAAAGAAUUAUUGAUUUUAAGUUACUCUGCCCCGGGUAUAUGUGCAUUACCACGAAAGUGGAUGGAUGCACUACCGUAAAGGUAGAGGUGGAUACACUACCACAGAGGUGA